AUGCUCGUCCCUCUUUCGUUCCUUGACGGUCCUGUGGUACCGGAGGGCUCCUCCCUUGGUCUUUCCCUUGGGGACAUGAUAUCAAAGUCUUCCAUUCGAUCUCUGGUCGAUUGCCUUUGCUCUGGCCAAAACCCUGCAAUUUACGCUCCUGAUCGCACUCGACCACCAUUACUGCAUGACGACAUUCGUACCUUCGUCUCCAAUUUCGUUAUGCCCCAUUCACCUAACCGAAAACAACUUGGUCGUAAUGACAGGGUUAUAGUCGCCCUGUCAGCUGGCCCCGAAAACGCGCUUGCGCUACUGGCGUUGGGAAGCUAUCACUCGUGCGCUCCAGUCAAUGCGAGCUGCACCGCUUCGGAAUUACGAGAAGACGCAUUACGCCUCAGAGCAAAGGCCAUCGUGACUACUAACGACAUCGCGACACGACUCAGAUUGAAGUUCCUCCAAGAAGAGCUCGAUUGCGAAUUGCUCUACGUUAUACCACGAUCAUCGGGUCCAGCUGGACUAUUCAACCUGACCAUAGAAGGCGACGCUGGUAUAGUCAACCCGAGACAACCCGCAGAACCGCAUGGCCUAGAUGACAAUUCCCUCAUACUGCAUACAUCGGGCACAAGUGGAAGGAAGAAAGUUGUGCGGUAUUCGCUCCGAACGCUAUUAGUAGGUACUUGGUGUGUGGUCCGUUCUUGGGACCUAAAGCCCGAUGACAUUAAUCUGAACAUGAUGCCGCUUUUUCAUGUUGGGGGACUGGUGCGGAAUUUACUCGCGCCAGUCCUUUCUGGAGGCAGCGCUAUAAUGUGCCUAGGCUUUGACCCAAAUGCUUUUUGGACCCUUGCGUCGCAGCUUAAUGCCACAUGGUAUUAUGCCUCCCCUACCGUCCAUCGUGCCAUUCUCUCUGCAAAAUCCGAUACCACCGUUCCGUCAAGAGAUUUACGUAUCCGAUUAAUCUGCAAUGCGGCUGGAGGACUUCUGCCUUCCCUCGCUCAGGAGCUCAAGGCCACGUUCGAUGCUGUCGUCCUUCCAUCUUACGGAAUGACUGAGUGCAUGCCGAUCGCUACGCCCCCAACGGAUUACAAACUUGACCGUCCAGGGUGCUCAGGAAUUGCGUGCGGACCUUAUCUCUCCAUUCGUGAUCCCCAUGACCUUGAACGUGAAGUACAAACGGGUGAAACGGGCGCAAUAUGCGUUCGUGGCCUUCCGACUUUCGACGGCUAUGAAGUUUCCCCCGACACGAGCGUUGCUCUUGACACUUCUACAUUCUCUAUGGAAGGCUGGUUUGAUUCUGGAGAUGUUGGUUACAUGGAUAAAGAUGGCUAUUUGUAUAUCACCGGUCGAUCGAAGGAAAUCAUCAACAAAGGCGGAGAAGUCGUGUCACCUUUUGAAGUCGAGGAAGCUAUCACAAUCGCGGCUAAAGACUGCGUGAAGACAGUGCUAGCGUUUUCAGUUGAGCACGACGUUCUUCAGGAAACAAUAGGCGUUCUGAUUGUACCUGCGUUAAAUCGGUCUCGUGUGAGCUUGCAGCAGUUACACGAUCUACUCAAAGGCCGUUUACAUCCUUCUAAAUGGCCAUUCUUCGUUGUCUAUAUUGACGAGAUUCCCAAAAAUAGUGCGGGAAAGCCCCUCAGAAUAGGUCUAUCCAAACGGCUAGGCAUUGGGAUUUUGACAGAUAAUGUACCCUAUCUGCAUCGUCAUUUCGAAGCCAGACUGCCUGCAACUGGGUGGGCGUUGUCGGAACCUAUUUCAUGCACCCGAGUCUCAGUCAACGUGGAUGAAGUUCGAUGUGCGUUGCGCACUAUCGCAGGCGUCGAUGAUGUUGCUCUGCGAUGCCGCGCCGACGGCUCUGCAGAUGCUUAUGUCUCUAUUGCUCCCCAUUCGACGGUUGUGGGAGGCCACUUGACUGGCUUUAUUUCUCAGUCCCUCCCAGGAUAUGUUAUUCCGAAUACCGUCCGCCUCGUCCAUGGACCCCUCAUCAAGAGCCAAUUCGGUGACUACGAUUUCGAAGCCAUGGAACAGCAAUUGUCGAGAACAUCCGCUGCUUAUAUGUCUAAACGGCAACUCCUUGUGCGCGAUAUUUUUGCGGAGAUCUUGAAUGUCGAUUCUUCGCGUAUCCAGACCGACUCCGAUUUCUUUCUCCUGGGAGGAAAUUCGUUGCUUCUCGGCAAGCUAUCGUACCAUGUUCGCAGACGUUCAAGCGUCAACAUUGGGAUCGCGGAGCUGUUUUCCGACAGUACUCUUUCCGGCAUUGCAUCACUCAUUGAGGAGAAGGAGCCGGUAGAGACUGAAUCGGAGUUCUUCGAAGAAGAAAAGAUAGGCGAUACUGUCAGUUCAUCCACGACCACGUUAUCUGUGGAUUAUGACUUUGAGAAAGACCCAGAGUAUACUCAAACGAAACGAUCACGCGGCCAGAAUCACCCCUUAUGCCUCAUCAUCCAGGCGUUGCCAUUCCUCUUCUUUUAUCCUUUCAAAACUGCGUUAACAUGGACCGCAUUAUUAUUCAUGCUAUCUUGCCUGGCGCAUCUCACUGUCGGCUCCUUCUGGGAACGAUUACUCGCCCUUCUUACAUCUAUCAUCGCAGCGAGGCUACUUGCACGCGUCGUUUCCCCUUUGGUAGCGAUUGCGUUCAAAUGGAUCGCGAUUGGUAGAUAUAAACCAGGUACAUAUCGAAUGUGGUCAUCAUAUUACCUACGUUGGUGGAUUGUGAAUCAAGCACUCAGGAUCUCGGGCCGAGGAAUCUUUGCUGCUCAUCCCUCUUUGACCAUCCUAUACUAUCGUCUUCUUGGAGCUCAAAUUGGCAAGGACGUGGUCAUCGACGAAAACACGAAACUGUUUGAAUGUGAUUUGCUCAUCCUUCAAGAUGGUUGCCGACUGGACACUUCCGCUCUUCGUGCAUUUUGUGUGGAGCGAGAAGGGUUCUUUCGUCUUGCGCCAAUCACCGUCGGACGGAGGGCUUUUAUAAACACCUACACCUCCAUCUCCCCAGGCACCUCCAUUCCAGACAACACUGUCUACGGCCCUCAUGCGUCUUCUUAUGAUGAGCCAUCUCCAAAAUCGUUUGCCGCGUACAAUCGGACCUUACUAGCUCAACCGAAUCUUGCUCUCCGAAUCUUCGUCGCAUGGCCAAUCAUGCUCACUGUCAUCUUUUUGUCAUACGUACCUUGGAUGCUCGCUAUCUUCGCGAUGAUUGAUCAGACCCACAUAUCUCGCGUAGGAUUGAAUGACAUGGAGUCUAUCAUCUGGUGGUUUGCAAAUCCAGAACGUGUCCUCUAUCACGCGUUGGCAAGGGUGGUUCGCGCGAUAUUCAGGCCUCUGAUUCAGCUGGCACUAGGCAUCGUAGUCAAACGGGCAUUCGGCCUCAAUACUGAGACGACGAAUAUGACCCUUUCUCAGACUGUUCUUCUGAGGCGAUACAUCAACUCGAUCUUGCUCUCGGACAAGUCCUUGAAGGACGCAUUCUCAAUCUUGGGCACCCAUUAUGAAGUCGUCUCGAUUAUUUAUCGAGCUAUGGGUGCCAAAAUCGGAAAGCGCAUAUAUUGGCCAGGUUCGGGCAUAAAAUGCCCAGAUCCUGAACUACUCGAGAUCGGUGACGAUGUCGUUUUCGGGUCUCGUUCGGCUCUGAUUACGACAGAUCGAUUGGGCUCGGGGAAAAUCAUGAUUGAACGCGGGGCUAUGAUCGCUGAUCGAGUCGUCCUUUUACCUGGAACCCGCGUAGGGGCGAGGGCCGUAAUGGGUUCAGGUGCACUUGGGAAACGUUGCACGUCGUAUGCUGCCGGCUCGACAUGGAUCGGAAACGAGGGCGGGGAAGCAGUUUGCUUGAACAAAGGAGCUACAGAUUUGAAUCAGGAGGCCCGAGAUACGAUAACACCCUUCGGGAAAGCGUUUUACAACAGCGAAGCCAACUACUUGGUUCUUACUUACCCAUUCAUCCUUGGCAUUAGUAUCCUCGUCACGGCACUCUCUGCGACAUAUUGGUCUAUCAGCGCUGUCGGUGCCGCGCAGAUCUUGCGAUAUGUCCAGAUUCACCUUCGCCAUCUACAGCUCUUCAGGACAACCUGGCUUUGCUUUGGACUUCUGUACGGUAUCAUCGCCAUCUGCUUCGUCGUCCUCUUGAGCGUGCAAGGAAUCCUUUCCAUCCUCUGGGUCAUCGCUACGAAAUGGCUCCUCAUCGGUCGACGUCGUGAGGGCCGAGGAUUUGGAUACGGCGGCGUCCUCGCGCCGUUGUGUGGCACAUCAUAUAUUGUUUGGUAUUUCCGGGCUCUUGGAGCCAAAAUUGGGGAGAACUGUUCAAUAUGGGCUGGUGGGAGGCUUGGUCUCAUGACGGAACCUGAUCUCGUCAAGCUCAGUGACAACGUCAAUCUGGAUGACUGUUCAGUGGUGGCUCAUAUCAACUCACGCGGGCGUUUCUCUUUAAACCGACUUUCCAUUGGCGAUGGAUGCGCCAUGCGCUCAGGAUCAAGGCUGCUCUCUGGGGCGUCCAUGGAAGAGAACAGCGUGCUUUGUGAACAUACACUUCUCACCUCAGGCGAAGUAGCUGACUCUGGUGCGAUGUACGCUGGCUGGCCAGGCAAGAGGCUGCAAGAUCACCCCUCUGCAAAAGACAAGGAAGGCGGCAUCACGUACUCGGCGAUCUUGACCUGCCCAAUAUGUCGGCGAUUCCCAAAGGAAAGCACAAUGGUCAACAAUUGCGGACACCUGUUCUGCCAAGUGUAG
Messenger RNA from Cyclocybe aegerita, 4704 nucleotides. NCBI's taxonomy places the organism in Eukaryota, Fungi, Basidiomycota, Agaricomycetes, Agaricales, Hemipholiotaceae. The record is from the annotation of a GenBank genome assembly.